AUGGAUGAAGACGAGAGCCGCGCCGGCGCUCGCUCCCAGUCGCCCGCCCUCAAGGUAGACUCGCCUCCUGAGGACGAUAGCUACAAUGUCGGCGACUCCUCGGACGCGCAUGCCGACUCCAUGACCGAGGAGCAACGCCUCCGAGCCCACCUGCUGCAAGACGUCGAGUCCAGUUUCGUGCCUCCCAUAUCGCCAGUUAGGGUAGCUGGGCCCGAAGGCGGAGUCGACGAUACCUUUAUGUUUGACGCCUCGGCCUCCUCCAAAAAGGCACCGAGUCCGCUACGAGAGUCACGUCACGGUGAUUACAACGGGGGUGUAGACCACGGUGCAGAACUCCCAGUGGAAGGAGGAAGAGCAGGAAGAGGAGAGGCACCUACGACGGAAGCGGAAAAUCCCCACGAAGUACGCAGCACAACGCCAGCAACAGCGACCGCAUCAGAGCCAGACGAAGAGAGAGAUGACGAACACGAUUCAUACAAUGGCAACAGUCACGAUGACUCCCACCUGGAUCGGCAUACUACCCACGAUGACUCCGAAUUGCCAGCCCAGAAUAUAUCUAGUGCCACGCCUUCAAGUCCAUUGCUAGACGCAGAACAUGCCGAGCUACAUGGCGAUCACUCUUUUGAUCACACCGAGCCUGGCAACACGACCUCUUCCCUCGAGACCCUGUCAUCUUCCCCAACUGCCGCUGCUGCCGCGAGGACAAUCUCGAGAGCAAUUUCCAUGGCUAGCCAACAUACCGCCUCCGGGGAGGAAUACAGCACGAGCGAUGCGGAGCAUUCGAUAUCUCGGGAUAGCUCAAGACUGAGACUGCCUUGGGCCGAUCACUCCUUCUCGGCUGGCGCGUCAAGUCGCGGAGAUCAUACCGCAGAGCUAGACCCCCAAAAGCUGUCUGUUGACGCUGGAAGUACGCCAGGAGCUGCACUGCGCUCUGGAAAUAGACCCAAGUAUUUGCACAGUAGGCAUGCUAGCCAGAGGUCUUCUGUUUCUUCCUACUCUGCAGAAGAGGACGGUUCCAGCGACAAUACUGUCGGUCUCGGUGCGGAUUUUGCUAUUCAGUCGGGCGGCGCCGUCCCAGCUGGAGGCAUGCAACGGAGUCUUAGCAAUGUCCUCUCUCGAUCGGUGAGCAUGGGAAGCUGGGCCUCUGGACUUGAUGACCUCCCUGAUUCUACUCGGACAUUGGAGCCGCUGGAGCCUCUAGAGGAGAUUGAUGGAUUCCCGGAAAGAGCUGGCAAGCUAAACGGCAGCGAGGACAAUUUAGCAACUCCAAAGGCUACAAAAAGUAACACGCUUCUGCCUCCCACCGACACCGUCAUCGCAAAGCACGUUCAAAAUGUAGAGGUUCCCGAGUCUUUGGCGAUUGAGUACAAAACCAAGAAUGGUCUCGAAACUCCAAUCAAGUCAUUCCGAAAGACCAUGGUCGAUUUCACUCCGGUGCCAGGCACUGCUGCAAAGAAUGGAAGAAGUAUGACCUUGAAAGAGCAAUCAAGUACCAUCGAACGCCUAUCCAAGGAGAACUUUGAUCUCAAGCUCAAGGUCAUGUUCUUGUCAGACCGGCUAGACAAGCUCUCUGAAGAAGGUGUUAAGGAAAUGGUCUCGGAGAAUGUUACGCUCAAGACUCAGUUGGCAAAGCUACAACGCGACAAUAAAGGACUACGUCGAGCGAAUAAGGAGCUCGAACAGCGAUUGCGCGAUGAAGUAGAUACCCGGCCGAGUACUGCCAAGAGUGGCUACUCGUCAGAUGGGCAGACAGAAUCACCUAUUGAUGACGAUGAGAGGGAGGAAGAACUCUUGUAUCUACGUGAGCGUGUCGAGCAACAAAUUACAGAAAUCGAACGCCUGAGAAGCGAGAACAUGACCAACCAGGCAGACAAGAGGAGACUCGCAGAGACCGUCAAGGCAAUGGGAGAUCAGGCAGGCGAACGGAUGGGCAACAGCCUAGGUCGCGAAGAAGAGGCAGACGUGUUCAAGGAUCUUCUCGAACAAGAAACUGCCCGCCGUGAACAAACCGAUGAGGACAACCGAAGACUGAACGAGGAGAUCUUCCGUCUCAAGCAAGAACUCAACAUGGCCCAUGGGGCUCCUGCCGGGUCUCUGAGCAGCGGCGCUGGAGGCAUGCACCACACGACCAAUAUUUACAACAUUACUAGAAAGGCAAAGCCAACAUCACCCACAAGAUCGCGCCCCAUGUCAGGCCUCUCUGGAGACAUGGACCUUGGAUCAAUGAGCCAGUCCAGCACGCUUGUGGAAGAUCUUCGCCGAGAGAGUGAGCAGUUACGACACGAAAACGCCGAGCUCAGGAGAGAAGUGGGCGCUCAAACUUCCAUGCUUACAUCACGCAAUCGUGAGAAGGAGAGGCUGUACCAAGAGAUCGAAGACUUGAAACUAGCGCAACGACGUAAUGGGCAUGCGCCAUCAACCAUUGAUACACUGCUGGAUCGAUCCGCAUCCCGAGCCGGCGGCCAUGAGAGAUCACAAUCUAGGAUAAGUGCCCGAACGCGACUCACUAUGGCUGCAGAGGACCCCGGACGCGAAGAGUUUGAGAACAAGCUCGCGGAGCAUCGUGACAAGAUCAACGAACUCAGACUGCAGAAUCAGGAACUGCAACGGGAACUCGAGACCUGCAUGGAAGACUUUGAGAUUGCCGUUGAGGGCAAGAAAGAAGCCGAGACAACCGCGAUGAGCCUACAGGAUGAGCUCGACAAUGCGAUGAAUGAUCUGAUCGCCAUACAAAACGAGCGAGAUGAGGCACUUCAAGAGGCUUCCGAAAUUGAAACCAAGUUUAAUGAUUUGCGGCAGGAGGCGCAAGAGGAGAUAUUGGCCCUCGAGUCCUUCGUCGAUCAACAAACCGAGGAUAUGCAACGACUGGAGCUCGAACUGCAAGAGUCAACGGAUAAUUUCAGUGCUUUACAGGAAGAGAUGCAUAAGCUUAGCGAAGCAUUCAUGCGCCUCGAAGACGACCAAGAACAGAAGUAUCGACGAAUCGAAGAGCUCGAGGCAGAAGUUGCCGACAGUAACAAGGAAUUCGAGGAAUUGGAAGCCAAACUCGUUGAGUCCAAUGACAAGGCUAACCGGCUUGGCGUUCAACAAGAGUCCAGCCAGGGCGAAAUUGCAUUCCUGCGCGAAGAGCAGGAGGCUGAUAAGAUCCGCAUCGGUGAUCUGGAAGCUGCUGUUGCAAAUGCGGAACAAAGUCUCCGUGAAGAGCGUGAUCGCGCCAAGGAGCUGGAUCAGCGACUGGCGAAUGAGAGACGACAACGGGAAAUCAUCGCCACGCGUGAGAAGGAGGAAGUCCAGCGAUUUGUCAAUGAACAAAACAAAGACCUCGCCUCGGCUAAAGACGAGGCACGGCGUCUGCGUAAGAACCUCACGAGCCGCGAAGUCGAAGCUGCCGAGUGGAAGGAGAGGCUCAUGGAGCUUGAAAACAAUUUGCGCGAAGCUUUGGGUGAUCUCAAUGGCACUAGAUCCAGUCUACUUAAGUCGAUAGCCAAGGUCCAGAAAGAUCUGGAGACCACCGUCCGCGAGCUCGAUACGACCAAGGCAUCGGUAUUGGAGAAGGAUCGUAUCAUCAAACAGCGGGAUGCGCUGCUCGAAUCGCACGGUCUCGAGGGCAAGAAGCUUGCUGAGCUGUUGGACAAGGAGCGCCAAGCUCAUCGCAACACUAAGAACUCUUACGAGACUUUCCAGCGAACCCACCAACAUGUUUCCCGCACCGUCACGAACCAAGACACUCGCAUUGUCGAGCUAGAGUCCACGCGCGCUAGUGAUAAGAAGAGGCUUGCCCAACUGGAGAACAAUUUCAAGGACCAAUUGACGGAGCGCAACAAUCUUCUCCUGGUUCUCUGGACCAAGUUGUCUGCCGUGUGCGGUACCGACUGGGCUCAUGACCACAGCUUGAUUAAUGGUCGGGCUCUACCGAGCUUGGAGGCCGUGGCAACAAUGCUACCCGGAUUCAGCAAGAACCUCCUGGCUGCGAUCAAGCACAUUGAGUCCGUCAUUGGCGGAUUUCAGACUCGCAUUAAGGGUGUCGAGAAAGAACUCUGGAAGGAAUACCAGGCACUGGACAACAGCUUGGAUUUGCGCUCCAAAAAGCUCGAUCGCCUCGAGUCCAUCGUGCGCAACGGCGUCGUUGCUGGCGAUUUCUCUGCAACUGCCAGAAUCUCUCAACUUGAAGCUGCGAUCCGCGCUCUCAAGAUUGAAAAUGCCACCUUGAUGAGGGCCAAUGAUGCUAAAACCAGGGCGGUUGGCGGCUACUUCGACUGGCGUGGAGAUGGCGAUGGUAAGGGAGAUGUAGACGAGUACGGCAGCCCGUCUCCGCAUAUUCCCACAGGACCAAUUAAGAAGAAGCCUGGCGAUGCCGAGAUUGAUGGUCAACGGAAAUCCAGCUUGACUACUAAGAGUAAGGCAUCACAUCUCGAAGCCACGUCAAGCUCGAAAACAAGGACGAACACCAUGAGUCGUAGCUCGUCUACCAAUGCUCAUGCGCCAGCGGAAUACGAGGCCACCAACAGCACCUCGGGCGGCGGUGAUGGAGACACAAAGUGGAUGUUCCGACUCAGAGAACUCGAGUACAAACUCAAACAGGAGCGGGAAGCACGCAACAUGGACCGAUCGGCUGCAAAACAGAGGAUACUUGAGGGCGAGCGGCAGAAGGAUGAACUCGUUGCUGAGCUCGUCAGGGCCAAAAGGAGGGGCGGGGAAUAG
Pestalotiopsis fici W106-1 is the source of this 4701-nucleotide messenger RNA. RefSeq lists its product as uncharacterized. The record is from RefSeq and is a predicted model, not a curated record. The coding region runs from base 1 to 4701 and encodes 1566 amino acids. The transcript has a single exon. Lineage: Eukaryota; Fungi; Ascomycota; Sordariomycetes; Amphisphaeriales; Sporocadaceae. Gene Ontology annotation, cellular component: microtubule organizing center.